Molecule: messenger RNA, 889 nt
Organism: Neltuma alba
Lineage: Eukaryota; Viridiplantae; Streptophyta; Magnoliopsida; Fabales; Fabaceae
Exons: 1
Coding region: 232-807 (191 amino acids)
Source: RefSeq, a predicted model, not a curated record
UCCGGGUUUGGGACGUUGGAGUUCGAGAGGCCUUGUGGGGUCCCCUUUGUCUUUCAUUGAACCCAAAUGACAAAACAAAAUGCAAUUGGGUUUCUUCCAUUCUUCUUCCUUCCCAGAAAAUGUUAAAACAAGCUUCAAUGGCUCCUUUUCUGUCUUGUGCAUAAUCAAAUCUUCCCUCAGAUCAUCUAGCACAAUCCUUCACAAUAGUAUUGUUUCAUUCAGUCAUUCUCAAUGUUGCUAAGAAACUCCAUUUCCAACACCAAGAAGUUCUUCAGAAGGACCCUCAACAACUUCAAGUCUUUCUUCUCUUCAGGAUACCACAGGCUUCCAAAAACAUCUCCCCACCAUCACUUUCCCUAUUCUUCACCUAGUCCUCUCAUCCUCAUGGACACCCAUCAAAGUAAUUCAGAAUUGGAGAAGCUCAAUACUCACCAAUGGGAUUCCUCAGAGAAAGAGAAGGCAGAGAGAAGGAGCCAGGAAAAGGAGGAGUAUUAUCAUCGAAGUCCUGUACAGAAGAAGAAGAUGAAGCAGAUAGAUAAAAGAGACAAUGAGAGGAACAUGAUUAGUCAUCAAAAAGGGAGGCAUGAAGAGUCACCAGUGAGAAAUUUAAUGGUGGAAAGGAGGCUGAGGGAGCUAGAGAUGCUGGAUAUGGGGAAUGUGGAAUAUGUGUUGGACAUUGAAGAGGUUCUUCAUUACUAUUCAAGGCUCACUUGUCCUGCAUAUCUUGAAAUUGUGGAUAACUUCUUCAUGCAGAUCUACUCUGAGUUCUUUGCUUCUGUUUCUAAAUUGCCCCCUCCAAAUCAAUAAGCCUCUUUCCCUGCUUACUUGAUUCUCUUUGUUUAUUGACCCUACAUUAUUAGAACUGUUUGGUCUGUUUCAAUAAUUUAAA